AUGUCGUCGUCGCGAAAAAGAACGAAAAACGAUCGCAGGGUGGAAACGCUGGACGGUUUUCGAGGCUUUUGCCGAUACGUCGGCCCGGUGCGUGGUCAAACCGGGACCUGGGUCGGCGUCGAAUGGGACGACUCGAACAGAGGGAAACACGACGGGAAACACGACGGAAAGAGGUAUUUCGAGUGCAAACGAAAAGGAAAAGAGGCGGAGACGAAACGAGCGAGUUUCGUGCGCGCGCAGAAAGUCGCGCCUGGGACGGAUUUCGUCUCCGCGGCGAAGGAGAAGUACGAAUUUGAAAGUCAAGAUGCGCAAUUGGAGAAGCGAUUGGUUUUCGGAGGAAAAGCGAAGAAAACGGACGAAAACGAAGAGGAGGACGUAACGAUCGAGUUGAAGACAAAAUUGAGCUUACAGAAGAAACUGAACGAGUUGGAGAGGAUUUUGCUUCCGAACGCGAGGUUGGAGAGGGUGACUGGACGCGCCGCGCGAACGGAGGACGACGAGGGAGAGGAGGCGAGACCGUCGUCGUCGUCGUCGUCUUUGAACGAAGAAGAAGGAGAAGAAGUACUCGCGAAGACGUUCAACGCGAACGCGACACACGUGGACGUUUCUGGGAACUUGAUGACAUCUUUUGUCGAGCUCGGGAAGAUUGGGAAGUAUUUUAGGAACCUUGAAAUUUUAGACGCGUCGGAUGCGUAUUACGACGAGGACGUUGGCGAUAUCGAGAGCGGCGACGCAUCUGCGUUGGCGAAGGAAGUCGCGCUCGCGGCUUCGCAGUUUAGAAAUUUGAAGACGUUAGCGCUGAAUAAGACGCGAACGAGUUGGGCAAAGGCACUUUUGAUUAUCGACCAGAUGCCGAAUUUAGAAGAGUUGAGGUUGGAUAGGAACGAGUUGCAAAAUAUAGCGGCGGUGGACGAACGAGCUUCGCGGAAAUAUUUCCCCAAGGUGAAAGUGUUAAGUUUGGACGGGAACACGUGCAUCAAGUGGGACGAUUUAUGGGCCUUGCGUUUUCUGCCAAGCUUGCAAACUCUGUACGCGUCGGAUUGUUCGGUCGAGCACAUCGCGUAUCAAGAUGAUGAUGAAAAUAAUAAUAACAAUACCAACACGAACGACGACGACAAACGCUUCUUUCGAAACCUUCGAGGAUUGUUUCUCGGGUACAAUCGCGUGCGCUCGUGGCAAUCCGUCGACGUAAUAGACCAUUUUCCAAGGCUCGAGUGUGUUCGACUCUCGCACAAUCCGUUUUGUGAAAACGAUAGCGCGAGUCGCCACGAAAUCGUCGCGAGAGCAGGUAAGUUACUCUCCUUGAACGCUUCAGAAAUUACAGAGAGAGAACGGAGGGAGAGUGAAAUUCGAUAUUUGCGCAACGUCGUGGCGGAAGUUUCGUCUUCGAGUAGCAUCAGACUCGAAGAUAAAGAACUCGACGCAAAGAUGGGCUCGGACGAAGUGCUCGCAAAACACCCCCGCGCGAAGGCAUUGAAAGAAAUGCACGGCGAGAGGGCGUUAGCUGGCGUGCAAACGACAAAAACGACGCAGUCGCAACAGCAGCUCGAAUCCAGAGAAUCUGGCAACGGUACAUCUACAAACGGAGGCGGCGCGAGUUCGUCCAUCUCGCUCGCACUUACCCUCACCCGCGAAGGCAAAGGAUCAAAAGACCGCACUUUCCCAAAAAGCGUCACCGUAGCUCGGGUGAAGACGACGUGCGAGAAGUUAUUCGGCAUGAAAUUAGGCACGAGUACGCUCGCGAUUCGCGACCGCGACGAAGACGAAACAGAAAAAUAUACAGAACUCGAACCGGACGAGGACACCUUAGCGUAUUUAGGCGUAGAAAGCGGCGCGGAGAUUUUCGUGCUGUGA
Bathycoccus prasinos is the source of this 1854-nucleotide messenger RNA. Its product is annotated as tubulin-specific chaperone E. Gene Ontology annotation, biological process: protein folding. The transcript has a single exon. Gene Ontology annotation, molecular function: alpha-tubulin binding. NCBI's taxonomy places the organism in Eukaryota, Viridiplantae, Chlorophyta, Mamiellophyceae, Mamiellales, Bathycoccaceae. Bases 1 to 1854 code for a protein of 617 amino acids. The record is from RefSeq and is a predicted model, not a curated record.